AUUUGGAAAAAAUAGUUACACACGCGGUGCGGCGCUGGUACUACCUACGAAACCUCGGGCCGCGUUAAACAGCCAAAACUACAAGAAACGCACACGCUAUUACAAUACAAUCCUUUUGAUGGUGUUGUUCUUUUGUUAAUAACAAAAGCUAAGCGUAACCAUAACUUACGGACUACAUCCGCGAAGCGUCAAUCUACAAACAUGUCUAUCGCCGAAUUAGCUUGCUCAUACGCCGCUCUCAUCCUUCACGAUGAUGAUGCUGAGAUCAGCACCGAGAACAUCGAGAAGAUCGUUUCCGCCGCUGGCGUAAAGAUCGACAGUUACUGGUACGGUCUUUUCUCAAAGGCUCUAAGUGGCUCUGAUGUCAACCAGCUUCUAUCAGCUGUAGGAAGUGCGUCUGCUGGCCCUGCCGCUGGUGCCGCACCUGCUUCUGGUGAUGCCCCUGCUGCCGCAGAGAAGGCUGCCGAGCCCGAGCCUGAGGAAGAAUCCGAAGAGGAGGACAUGGGUUUCGGACUUUUCGAUUAAGUUUUGUUGAUUCAAAAUAUUAAAUAAAGAACCGGACUUGUAUAGUUUUAGGACUAGCUUCGUAUCAAACCGGCUGCACAGUUCUUUGGUUUUGUUAAGACAAGGAUAUUAGAAAAAAUUGCAUGUAUGUUGUAGUUCUAGCCAUUCCUGAAAUAUCAUUGUGUGUGCCGGAUUUUGGAUGCGAGUUAGAGCUGGUUGGAUGCGUCUACUCGUCCGACAAUGGAUUCGUUGGCUGUUACUGCUUUUCUUAUUGUUCCUGGUGCAUACUGAUUAUCGAACGAUCAGAGCUGCUGCCGAGGAUAUAUAUAUAACCCUGGUUCACCGUAUUGACUAUGCUGUCGGCUUAUUGGCUCGGAAAAGGUUUUACUAUGAAGAAUUGCUGCUAUAAAUGAAGAUUUUCUUUGGCCCUCAAUCUGUGGAUUAAAAGGUAUAUUUGAUAUGAAGAUUGGGUCUCUACUGUCCACCAAAACGAGACCUUUGUAGAGCUUAAUGAGAAGUAUGCAUUGUUCUGUUAUUGUGUUGAUCUUUUAAAUAAAUAAGAUGCAAAAAAAACUGAUGA
Molecule: messenger RNA, 1084 nt
Organism: Sphaeroforma arctica JP610
Lineage: Eukaryota; Ichthyosporea; Ichthyophonida
Exons: 7
Coding region: 202-525 (107 amino acids)
Biological process (GO): translational elongation; cytoplasmic translation
Cellular component (GO): ribosome; cytosolic large ribosomal subunit
Molecular function (GO): protein kinase activator activity; structural constituent of ribosome; ribonucleoprotein complex binding
Source: RefSeq, a predicted model, not a curated record